ACGAGCAAACAACAUAAGCGCGCGCGCCCGGUCCAAGGACAUACAUACAUAGAUAUCCUGGCUCCAGUCUCCAGUCACCAGCCACUCCACACCACCUCAUCCAUCGCCUCCAUCGAAAUGGCAAUGCUUAAUGAGGCCAGCUUGAGUCCUGCGGACGCACAUGCUCAUGCCAAUGUCACCGCGCCCACGCACAGCAAGGCGGCGGCGUUGGCCAGUGCCAACACAAUGCUGACCACAAAAACGCCGUUCUCCAUCGAGCAUAUAUUGUUUCAAAAUUUAAAUAGUGCCAGCAAUAAUCAUAAUAAUAAUAACAAUAAUAAUAAUAGUAACAUCACCGCCAAUAGUAACAAUUAUGUGCAAAAGAGUGGCAAAAAUGCGUUCAAAAGUUCGAGGAACAGCUUUGCCCACGACAAUAAUCCACACAAACAUCCGUCGCAACAUUCGCAUCCGCUGCAAUCACAUCCGUCGGCAUCCGCAUCCGUAUCCGCAUCCGCGACUGCAACAAACCGUGGUAAUAAUGGAGCGUCGGGAUAUGGCAGCGAGGAUUACGCCAAGUCCUUGCACAACACUCAACGGUCUAACCAUCACUCACGUCCCGGAGCUUCCCACUACAGCGGAGAUCAGACUUCUCAGCAAUUGGGAUCUGCGGCAGGACAGCAUCCGCCGGUACCAACGCCUCAGCCACCACCUCCGCCACCCCUGAGCGGAGGAACUGGCGGAUCCAAUGGAGUUUUAUAUCCAAACGCCCCGUACACCGAUCACGGAUUUCUUCAAAUGACCCUCGGCUAUCUGUCCCCAUCGUCGGGCACUUACAAGUCCGUGGAUCCCUAUUUUCUUUCACAAGCCAGCCUUUUCGGGGGAGCACCCUUCUUCGGAGCGCCAGGUUGUGUGCCUGAAUUGGCCCUCGGAUUGGGAAUGGGCGUGAAUGCCCUGCGCCACUGCCGCCGGAGGAAGGCCCGUACGGUGUUCAGCGAUCCGCAGCUGUCCGGCCUGGAAAAGCGAUUCGAGGGCCAGCGAUACCUUUCGACGCCGGAGCGCGUGGAACUGGCCACUGCCCUGGGACUCAGCGAGACCCAGGUGAAGACCUGGUUCCAGAACCGCCGCAUGAAGCACAAAAAGCAGCUGCGCCGGCGCGACAAUGCCAAUGAGCCCGUUGACUUCUCACGCAGCGAACUGGGAAAACAGCCGGGCGAGGCCACCUCCUCCUCCGGAGACUCCAAGCAUAGCAAACUAAAUACCGGAUCCGGAGGCACGCCCACUCAGCCCACAAGUGAGCAGCAGCAGCUGCAGAUGUGCCUCAUGCAGCAGGGAUACUCCACGGAUGACUACUCGGAUCUGGAGGCGGACAGUGCCGACGAGGACAACUCCAGCGACGUGGACAUCGUCGGCGAUGCGAAACUCUACCAGUUAACAUAGAUAGUUCGAUCGGGAUAAAGACCUGAAUCUUAAAUUAGUAAUGUUUUCGGUAUUUUAGAUGGGGAAAUACAACCUAUAAGUAUUUUUUAAUUCAUAAGUCUUUUGAUUUCUUAGGUUUUACGUUUUUAUUCAACUUUAAAAAGCCAAGUAAUCUGAAAAUUGUAAGACCCAUUAACUAACCACAACUUUUAAUAUACAUAUAUAUUUUACACACACAUGUUAUACUCGUUAUCGACCUUAACCACAUUUGAUUUAUAAAUAGUUAUGUUUUAUCAGCACUUGUAAGGUUUACUUAACCAUAUCUGAGUGUCAACCAGAACGAAUCGAAUCAUAGUUCCUUUAAAAUUGCCUAAUUUUACCCCAGAGUUUUUCAGAACCAGUUAUCUUGAGCAACAUCUGUUUUAUAACUCCAACUCUUAGCAUGAAGAACAAUAUUUCAAUAAUAUUGAAGUUGUAUUUCCCCCCCAUCUUUAAAUUAAAAGAAAAACCCAUGUAAAUACUAACGAGUUCUUGAAAGAGCUGCAUUCUAGUCAUGUAUUAAAUCUUAAAUCUAAUCAAAUUUAGUGAUUGUAUUCGAGAACUUCCAUUUUAAGGUAUUUUAUUUCCCUGCGACGUCUUAUCCAGAACAUAGUGCUUACAAUAAACCAAACAGAGCAGAAUUAUGUGAAUA
This is a messenger RNA of Drosophila suzukii, 2086 nucleotides long. RefSeq names its product brain-specific homeobox (gene bsh). Gene Ontology annotation, molecular function: DNA-binding transcription factor activity, RNA polymerase II-specific; DNA binding. Gene Ontology annotation, biological process: regulation of DNA-templated transcription. NCBI's taxonomy places the organism in Eukaryota, Metazoa, Arthropoda, Insecta, Diptera, Drosophilidae. The record is from RefSeq and is a predicted model, not a curated record.